AUGGCACCCGAUAUAACUCAAGCAGCACCAUAUACAAAGCCGAAGCGCAAACGAGAGCAAGAAGACGAGGGGGAACGCCCGGAGAAAGCUUCAAACGUCCAAACCAGCGCGGAGGUUCCGAGCCGCAAGCGAAAAAAGCGCAAGAAGGCGAAACAACCAGUCGAUGAUGUGAAGGAUGCGGAGAGAGAGGAUGGAAUUGAUGAGUCAAUUGGAAAAAUGGAUGGGAAGCUUUUGGCGGACUAUUUUGCGCAGAAGGCGAAGCGGCAUAAUAAAGACUUAACGGCAGUUGAGCUGGAUGACAUCUAUAUACCCGAUUAUGCAUUCCUUAAUACAUCGUCCUGGCAAUCACCGCGAACCCUCGAACAUUUACCCUCCUUCCUCAAGAAGCACAGUCCGAAGAAGGGAUCGACGCUCUUCCAGUCAUCAGAGUCGAAGGGCAGCCCUCAUACCAUUGUGAUCACACUUGCUGGUCUCCGGGCUGCAGAUAUGACAAGGGCAUUGCGAGAAUUCCAGAACAAGGACUCCGCUGUUGGGAAGUUGUUUGCUAAACAUAUUAAGCUCGCCGAGGCCCAGGAAUUUGUGAAAAAGACAAGAAUUGGAAUAGGAAUCGGAACCCCAGUCCGUUUAAACGAUCUGAUAGACACAGGAGCCUUAAAACUCGAUUCAUUGAAGCGAAUCGUAAUUGACGGUUCGUAUAUUGAUCAGAAAAAGCGAGGCAUAUUCGACAUGAAGGAUCUGCAUUUUCCACUGCUCAAAUUUCUUAAUCGUGCAGAUUUGCGAGAUCGAUAUAAAUCGAGAGACGAUAAGGUUGAGAUAUUAGUUUUCUGAGUGGAUCCCGUCUAUCCCUGAGGUUAUGCUCUUUCGGGAAAUGCCUGUCAAUAGGCAGUACAAGCGGACUGGAUAUCUGUCGCAGUACGAUUUCAUUAUACAAAGCAUUCCUGAGGGGCUUGUCAGGCUUCACGGUCUAGAAUAUGUGCAAACGCGAAAGCCGAUUUGACGAAGCGGCCUCGCUCUAUGUACUCCCGAUAUCCGCGAGAUGCGACGGCUUCGGAGCCCGCCCUAGGCCAGCAAAGACCGCUCUAUACUGCUAUCAUAUCACUGUCUGAAAUGCAGAAAUUGAAUUGGCCUGGCCAACCAGUACGUAAACGUUCCGGCAAAAUUCAGGUUUACAGCCUACUUCUUCGCAUGCUGUCGCGACUUUGCACCCAUUUCCAAUCCUGUAUGUCGGUCACGUCUCUGAGCGAUGCUGCAUUCAUUCAUAUCUCCGGAGACCGAGUGCCAAUCGCGCAUUCUCGUUGGUUGUGCGACUUUGAGCACAAUUGACUUGUUCCAACUAGGGUUUGGUUGUCGCCCGAUCUCAAGUUCCAUAGUUUUGCUUUUAAAACCCCUUUGUCCUCCCUCUGGCACAAGCUCAUGUUAUGCCUUUCAGGUGUUUGCUGAAUGAGCAUCUGUUGGAUCAACGCUAUUCAUGUCUCCAGAAUAUAGACUACCGGCAUAGAUGUUAAGAAGCCUUCUCGC
Coccidioides posadasii C735 delta SOWgp is the source of this 1518-nucleotide messenger RNA. RefSeq lists its product as uncharacterized. NCBI's taxonomy places the organism in Eukaryota, Fungi, Ascomycota, Eurotiomycetes, Onygenales, Onygenaceae. Gene Ontology annotation, cellular component: nucleus; 90S preribosome. The record is from RefSeq and is a predicted model, not a curated record.